AAUAUUUAAUAAUGUUCACACAAAAAUUAUUACAAAAGAACAAAAUCUUUCAUUUAAAGUCAAAUUAUAUGUUAAAAAGAUAUCUGAAAGAAGCAACAGCUACUGGAUUAACACAUGAGAACAUUCUGUUUGAACCUCAUGCUAAGAAGAAACCACAAAGAGAACCUUUUAUAAAAUGUUUGAUUGCAAAAACAUUUAGUGAAGAAUUGUUUGCUUAUCCUGAGACACAUCCUUAUAGGUAUCAGAAUUUUGUUGAUUGGUUAAAACCAAUAGAAAGUUAUAUAUUAAGUUGUGUUAAUAAUGAUAUAUUGGAUAAGAAGGAGAUAUUAGAUCAACUUAGAGAACUUGAAGUAUUUCGAGCCCAUAUUGAUGAAGGUAAUCGUGGUUUAAACUUCUCAAAGACAGAAUCAUUGAAAUUAAUAGAAACACUUAGUAUAUUGCCUUGGUUAGGCACCUAUAUAGUAAAAAAUCAUAUCUUACCCAUUGAAAUAAUUUUCAAAUAUGGAGCAAAGGAACAAAUGUUUAAAUAUUAUCCAAAAAUUAUGAGUGGUGAAAUAACUCCUACAAUAUGCAUAAAUGAAGGAGACUAUGGGACAAAUAUUAACAAUAUUAAAAGCUACAUUGUAACAGAAACAGAAGAUACGUGGUUACUAAAUGGUGAAAAAACAUUUGUUGUUAAUGGAAUAAAUUCUAAUCUUUUCUUAGUUAUAGCAAGGGAUACAGGUAGUAGGUGGUUAGAUUCACCUGAUUCAUUCUCCUUACUCUUAGUUGAACGUGAUUUUGAAGGUGUGACUUGUAAUAAUGUCUGUGAGGCAAUUGGCAGACAUGACACAUCUACCUGUACAAUUUGUUUUAAAGAUACAGUAAUACCUACUGAAAACAUUAUUGGCAAGCCAGGAAGUGCAUUUCCUAUAUUAUUAGAAUAUUUAAAACCUGGAAAUCAAAAUGUAACAGCACAGGCUAUCAGUAUUUUACGAAAUUUUACAAACCAAUUAAUAGUAGAUAUCUUUAACAUAAAACAUUUUGAUAAAAAUUUAUAUGAAUUUGAUAUUGCAAAAAAGAUUUUAGGAGAAAUAACAUUUUCUCUAUAUUCUAUGGAAAGUGUGGCAUAUCUGACAAGUGGAAUAAUUGAUAAAUAUGAGAAUCAAAAUGCUGAAAUAGAGCAAAUUAUUACUGAAACAUAUUGUGCAAAUAAAUGUUUGAGCUGUAUUCAAGCAGGAUUACAGUUAAUUGGUGCAAGAAGUUGUUUGCAUAAUAAACUAUAUACACAAGCAUUUCAUGAUGCUUUAGCUUUAACAACAAUGGAUGCAAAUAAUCUAGAUGCACUUACAUAUGUAGCAGUGAAUAUUUUAAAAGAUAUUGGAAAAGAAUCACAUACCCAUGUGCACAAGAAAAGAAACAUGCAGAAAUAUCCUAUAUAUAAUAUAAUAGAUUCAAUAUUUAAAAAGCAAAACUCAGUUACAUCUAUUUCAAAGUAUCUUCAUCCAUCAUUGGAAUAUGGUGCACAGCAUUUAGAAGAUACUAUAAAUCUCUUAAGUGAUGGUGUUGCAAGGAUAUUAAUACGCAAUGGAUCAGAAAUUGUAGAUAAAUUUACAGAGCUGCAGAAAAUAACUGAAAUGCUAACAGAAAUAUAUGUAGUAUAUGCUAAUUUGACACGUUCAUCAAGAUCAUACAGUAUUGGUGUUCGAAAUGCAGAUAUUGAAAAAAAUAUAGGAGUUAAUGCUGCAUAUAUAACACACAAUAAAAUACAUUCAAUUGUAUCAGAUAUAGAACGUGGACCAGUUCAUAAUGGUGACUAUGGUUAUAUAAACACAAUGGAGUUUUUGUAUGGAAAGCGUAAAUAUCCUAUAGAACACCCUAUGACCAGGACAUACUAA
Molecule: messenger RNA, 1877 nt
Organism: Habropoda laboriosa
Lineage: Eukaryota; Metazoa; Arthropoda; Insecta; Hymenoptera; Apidae
Product: acyl-CoA dehydrogenase family member 9, mitochondrial-like
Exons: 1
Coding region: 12-1877 (621 amino acids)
Molecular function (GO): acyl-CoA dehydrogenase activity; flavin adenine dinucleotide binding
Source: RefSeq, a predicted model, not a curated record